AUGCUCACGUCCAACGCUCGCAAUGGGUCGUCCACGACGGGCUCCGUAACUGUCGGCGUGUCGACUUUCACGACCGCACCUGGUGCUAUUGACCGCACAGUGACAGUCGCUGCAACGCAAAUGAGCUGUGGGAACCCCGAGGAGAAUAUCAAAAAGGCCGAGUCGCUCGUACGGAUUGCCAGUUCUCGGGGAGCGCAAGUGAUUCUGCUCCAAGAGCUCUUUCAGUUCUCGUACUUUCCGAUUGAGCUCAAUGCCGGCAAUUUCCUGCUGGCCACGACGCUCGAAGAGUCGGCGCUCGUGCAGGGAAUGGCAUUGCUGGCGAAAGAACUGCAUGUGGUGAUCCCCAUUAGCUUUUUCGAGCGGUACCGGAACUCGUACUACAACUCGUGCGCAGUGAUCGACGCUGAUGGAAGUGUGCUGGGUGUUGCACGCAAGAGCCACAUUGGCGAUCGACUCGGGUACAAUGAGAAAUACUACUUUACGCCAUCGGACGACUCGUACAAAGUGUGGAACACGCGCUACGGACAGAUUGGAGUAGCAAUUGGGUCGGACCAAUGGUAUCCAGAGGUCGCUCGCAGCUUAGUUGUGCAGGGCGCCGAGCUGUUGCUGUACCCGAGUGCAAUGGGCAGCAACCAGUACGAUAUCAACUUUGAUCCGCGUGACCAAUGGCAACGGGUGAUGCAGGGCCAUGCAGCAGCCAACAUGGUCCCGGUGAUUUGCUCCAACCGCGUGGGCGCAGAAGUCGUCGAUGGCAUCCGAGUCACGUUUGUCGGGUCCUCGUUCAUCACGGGCCAAACGGGCGAAAUGCUCAAGAUCGCGGAUCGGGAAUCGGAAGGAGUGCUCGUGGAAAGCUUUGACCUCGAGAAGCUCCAUGUUCGACGGGCGAGUUGGGGCCUCGUUCGAGACCGCCGACCGAAUUUGUAUGGACUCCUCGUCACUCGUGAUGGGUCCAAGUAA
This is a messenger RNA of Hyaloperonospora brassicae, 957 nucleotides long. The record is from the annotation of a GenBank genome assembly. Lineage: Eukaryota; Oomycota; Peronosporomycetes; Peronosporales; Peronosporaceae.